CGACAUCAAGCCGUUCGUUCGGCGCGGAUCCCGCACUGGGGAUGUAAAAGAGGUACUGUAUGUACAGUACUGUAUCUGGCAAACUAGGGAAGCCAUCAUUCUUCUGGAAAGAUGCACGGCAAUCUCGUCCCGUCAAUAUCCCGGGUGUGUUUCCUGGCGCCCUUGCAUUUGGCCCUAUGGACGGGUUGUGUCCGGUGUAUCAUGAUUGCAACCAUCGCAUGGAUCGCACAAGUCGCCAUGUGGUCAAGGGAAGAUCGUCGCUCUGCCUGUCAACCGAUCGGAGACCCCGUGAUGCACACGUGAUGUCACGGACUCCCCCAUAGCUUUCCCUUUUCAAGCGUAGUGUUUUAUUCAAGUACU
Aspergillus japonicus CBS 114.51 is the source of this 360-nucleotide messenger RNA. RefSeq lists its product as uncharacterized. Lineage: Eukaryota; Fungi; Ascomycota; Eurotiomycetes; Eurotiales; Aspergillaceae. The record is from RefSeq and is a predicted model, not a curated record. The coding region runs from base 112 to 303 and encodes 63 amino acids. The transcript has a single exon.